Molecule: messenger RNA, 4809 nt
Organism: Tachysurus vachellii
Lineage: Eukaryota; Metazoa; Chordata; Actinopteri; Siluriformes; Bagridae
Gene: pxk
Product: PX domain containing serine/threonine kinase
Exons: 18
Coding region: 120-1880 (586 amino acids)
Biological process (GO): early endosome to late endosome transport; protein targeting to lysosome; protein phosphorylation
Cellular component (GO): early endosome; extrinsic component of endosome membrane; late endosome
Molecular function (GO): actin binding; protein kinase activity; ATP binding
Source: RefSeq, a predicted model, not a curated record
UGUAUGUGUGUGUGUGUUUGGGGCGGAUCUUUGCGUUAAAAUACAUGUCCACCUCAUCGCCUCUGCCAAAAUGACAAACGAAGCGCAGUUUCUAUCAGAAGUCAGUGUCCUGAGUGCGGAUGUUUAACGCUGUGUCUCUGUUAACACCAGUCGCACACACAAUGUCUUUAAUGGAGAAACCUUCGGCGGGGAAGAAGCUCCUGCUGGAUGACACGGUUUCACUGACGGCGGUAAUCGAAGCCAGUCAGAAUUUACAAUCUCACACGGAAUACAUCAUCCGUGUUCAGAGGGGAGUCUUUACGGAAAACAGUUGGACGGUGAUCAGGAGAUACAGUGACUUCGACAUGCUGAAUAAUAGUCUGCUGAUCUCAGGCCUGAACCUGCCACUUCCUCCUAAGAAGUUAAUUGGGAACAUGGAUCGUGAGUUCAUAGCAGAGCGGCAAAAAGGUCUACAGGCGUAUCUGAACUUCCUCACUCAGCAUCACAUCCUGUCCAGCUGUGAACUGGUCAAAAAGUUCCUCGACUCUAACAACUAUUCUGCAAACUACACAGAAAUCGCCUUACAGCAGGUGUCCAUGUACUUCAGAUCAGACCUGAUAUGGGAAGUGGUUGAGCCUUUAAAAGACAUAGGUUGGAGAUUACGAAAGCGGUACUUCUUGGUUAAAAACAAAGAGCAGCCUAAGGAAAGACAAGUCUUAAGCUGGGUGGAUUUCGGUCCCGAUAAGUUCUUAUCGGACAAAGAUCUGCAGUCCAUGAUGAAGCUGCUUCCAUCUCUGACUCACCCAUACAUCUGUCCAGUCACCUAUGCUUCUACUAUCGAGUCCUCAGCAGUGGUAAUCAGGAUCUUUAAUGAAAAAGGCACACUUAGGGAUCAUAUUUGCAAGGUAAAGCCAAAAGAAGCAUUCCUGAAGAAGUACUGCAACCCCAAAAAGAUCCAGGGUCUGGAAAUCCAGCAGAUCAGUACAUAUGGAAGGCAGAUUUUGGAGGCCCUGAAAUUCCUCCAUGACAAGGGAUUUCCAUAUGGUCAUCUCCAUACCUCGAAUGUUGUGAUCGAAGACAACACGUGCAAACUGCUAGACAUAGAAAACUCCAUCCUGGGACUUCCCUCUUACUACCGUCCUUAUGUCACCCAGUUCAGGAAAAUUAACAACACAGAGAGCGUUGACGUCUUCUCCUUUGGUCACUUGUUGUACGAAAUGACAUACGGAAGACCUCCUGAUGCCGUUCCUGUGGAUCAGUAUCCCUCCGUGCCCUACACUUCAGUCGUCUCGGUCCUGCAGUCCAUCCUGUCCACUGAGGCAUGUAAAACAGGGAUGCCCACAGUUUCUCAGCUCUUACAGACACCCCUAUUCAGGGACGUGCUGCUGUUCAACACAGAGAAAGCUCAGUUUAAGGUCACCUCCAAAUUGAAAGAGGCUGUAAAAUCGUCCAAAGAGUGUUUGGAAAAACGUCUCCUAGAGGAACAGAGAGCGGUUCAGCAGCAGAGGAGGCUGACACGGGCACAGAGUCACCACGGCUCUGAAGAGGAGAAAAGGAAGAGGAAGAUCCUUGCCAGAAAGAAAUCCAGACAGUCUACUUAUGAAAAUGAGGAGGACUUUUCUGUCAAAUACAACAACAACUCUGGUUCAGGAGCGAGUUCUCCACCUACUUGUCCUUCUUCUCCCACUCCUCCAUCUGCACCAGGUGUUCAGCCAGUGACCCUUCCACCGCCUCCACCACCUCCUCCACCUUCUUUAGGGAUCGAGCCCAGCCCUCCGGCCCUCCAUCCUCCUUCCGUUAACGGCAAUGGCCGAAGCGCCCUCCUGAGCUCCAUUCAGACCUUCAGCAAAGGCCGACUGAAAAAAGCAGAGACCUGCGAUCGCAGCAAUCCUACCAACUGAGCAACACUUUUUAUGGUCCGUAGUUCUUAUCGUGUGCAAUUUGUACCUGGCCCUUUUAUCCGAAGCUUCCGGGAUCUGAUCUUAAGGAGUGCAGAUAUGUUUUAAAACUGGACUGCAGGGGGAAACAAUUUUUAAUAUUUUACUCCCAAAUCGGCUACGGAUCAGUGAUGGUGAAGCUAAAGUAUGGGCUGUCUGUGCUGCUAUACAGGAUAUGACCUUGGAAAUGGCAUUUCAGCUGUCAGGUUUAUAAAUUGGACUUGAAUAUUUGUGGUAAAUUAUCACACACGCCAUACAGCGAUCUUCCUGACCCCCAUAAAAUCAGCCUCCAGCUGCAGCACAUUCAUCAUGUGGUGUUUUCAAGCAGAAUUUAGGUUGAGUUUCAAACAAAAAAAUCUUUUAAUGCUUUGGCUUUCACUUUUGGGUUUUACUUAAAACAUCGUUUAGGUUUUGCCUUUUAAACCUGUCAGAUCUGUAAUAUUAAUAUAAUAGUACUUUUAAAUCACGUCAGAAUUGCAGCAAUUAUGAGAUGAAUCAGCACUUGACAAGGCAGAAGAGGUAGAAGUCACUCGUUUGAUACUGUAUCUAUGAUCUGACUAGACUGAUUUUCAAUGGUUGCUUUAAGAAAGAGAGUUAAAUUUGAAAAUUUCAAGGCAUCCUGGAACAGAGCUACCAUCAGGAGAUUCACAGAAGGAUAAUCAGAUUGAUUUUGCAUUAGGCUCCUGAGUGGCACAAAAGAAAAGUAAGUUUAAAUCCUGAUGAUACCAUCAUUUGUGGCUGUUGUGAAUAUGGGAGCAAAAUUGGUCAUGCUGUCUGAGUAGGAGGGAUGUCAUACUUUAUCUCCCAUGUCAGUCAGAGCGACACUAGCCAAUCACGAGCAUCCGGGAGCUCAUGGGUGCAAAAUAAAGAGUAGAAAGCACUUUUAUCUGCAUGUGCAGCAGUUCAGAAAGAUGCAGUAACUGGCAUCACAUUUCUUAGAGGAAGCCCAUGCUUGACUUCACCCUUUCUGUGUGGAUGGAAUUUGCAAAUCACAAACCUGGGAGAAAAUGGGAUAAAAUAUAUAUUUAAAAAAAAAUAGAAAUGAAAGACCAAAAAAAAAAAAAAAAAAAAAAAAGCAUGUUGGGUUUUGUGCCACAUUUUAACCAUUGUGCCUAUACAACACAAUUGAUAUCAUUUCCAUUGACAGAUUUAGGAGCUGUGUAUCUCAUUAGCAACAGUGUGAAUUGUUUAAUCGGUGUUCCAUCGAAGCCUGUGUUCCAAAAAUAGUGGAUAUUCCAUUUGAUCUAAAUGCUACUGCUGAAACAGUGGAACAGCUCCAGUGCAGAACAAUUAUAGCUAAAUCGUAGUGGACAUCCGUCUAACCUAAAAUGUUUUCCAGAAAUAUCUGCUUCAAUGUACACACAAUUCUUAAGCCUUGCCAAGGUGUUUUUAUACACAAUAGGAUUUACUAUAAUCUCUAAAAAGGAUCAAAACAUUUUCAGUGCAAUCUGAUAUCAUGCCAUCCCUUGGAGUCAAACAAGAGAUUAAAGAUAAAACCGUGACUCGGUGGCACCGUUGUUUAUUUACAAACAUGACUAGAACUAAACGUGUGCAUCAGGAAAGGAAAUAACCCAGGACCCAAUAAAAAGUCACUGGAGUGGGAAGACACAUUGAUUAACAUUGAUUAGAAUGUGCGUUCGUUCCUUCGUACGUUUGUUUGUUUCUUUAUCUUCAGUAACUUUUUUUUUUUUCCUGUUCACAGUUAUGAUAGUUUCCAUUACAGAUUUGUUUAUAUUUUAGCGAAAAAAGAACUACCAAAAUUUAUUAAAGAAUUUCACCGGCAGGUGCAAACAAAUAUAACUUCAGGAUUAACGCAGGAUUGAUUCAACUUUGCUCGAGCUUUCUAACUUUCUGCCGGAGCAAGUGGGAGUGAUCAGAAGCACAAGUAAACCUUCCUGCAGAUGGGGUGUAGUCAGAUCUGAUCCAGCUUUUCCUUCCAUGUCAAGCCAAAAGUGUAGGAGAUAGAAACAUCUCAAUGUAUUUCAGGCUGGAUAAGUGUAUUUAAUGUUUUGUCAUGUUUGUGUACAGCAUUGUAUGGGAUAAGGAUAAGUCUUUUGAGAAGUUGGAUCAGAUCUAUCUCUAACCCCUGGACUUUGUGUUCUGAAGGAAAAGCAGGAUUUCAAAACACUUCUAAUUUAAAGCAAACAUAUGAAAACAUGAACUAUGAUAUGGACAGUAUUAGGGUUACUAUUAACCUCUAUUACUUGUUAGUUGCGUUAUCCUUAAUAAGGUAUCAAAUAUCAGACUGGCUGACCAACCACGUUUAUGCUGAGCAAAAUUGUGUUCACUCUAUUUUUGUUGUUUUUGCCCAAAUGUUCCUUAAGAAAAUACUGUACAUUGGAAUGAGUACAUGUAACAAUGUAGUGAUAUUCUGAUAAGCCAUGAUUAAGUAAUUAUAGUCAUGUUGGCAUAUUGAACAUUACGGUUCCUGCUGGAUUGCACGAUUGUAGCAAAAUUCUCUUCUGCCCUGUGUAACUCUUAGCCCUUCUGUAUAUAUGUUGCACUGCAGCCUAUAAACCAUGGAGAGGUUUUCAGCAAAACCCACAGGUUGUGUGUUUUUAGCGUGUACAUAAGACAUACCGAGGAACAACAUCGGUUUCUCUGCAGCACUUUACCACUGUUCAGCGGUGGUCUUUGAAGAGGUAUAAAGUUUACAUUAGAUUAUCGAAAGAUGUUAUGAAUAGCAAGACAAUUUGAUUAUGUUUGAUAAAUGUAAUUAACACUGCACAUUCGCCACAACCACUGCUGCAGGCACUGAAGGUGUGCAUCUGUUUUGUUUUUGUUUGUUUUUAAAACCACAAAUGUUUUUUUCAUUUUACCCUUAUUAUAAAAGUUGCGUUGACAAUGUUUUAACCAUGGUGUUGUGAAUUUGAAGUAAAAACAUCAAAAUGUU